Molecule: messenger RNA, 2145 nt
Organism: Glycine soja
Lineage: Eukaryota; Viridiplantae; Streptophyta; Magnoliopsida; Fabales; Fabaceae
Product: protein NUCLEAR FUSION DEFECTIVE 4-like
Exons: 1
Coding region: 91-1866 (591 amino acids)
Cellular component (GO): membrane
Source: RefSeq, a predicted model, not a curated record
CUUUACUCUGAAUGGCAUCUAUAUAUUGACGAGGAUUUGCUCUCACAUCUUCAAAACCUGCAACAAUAACUCCGUUGCUGACAAAUUAGCAUGGCCGCUGCCAUCGGAAGCAUGGUGGACACGAAUGGGCUCAUGGUCCAAGUCAUCACCGGAAGGUGGUUCGUGGUGUUCGCCUCCUUUCUAAUCAUGGCCGCCGCCGGCGCCACCUACAUGUUCAGCCUCUACUCCGGAGACAUCAAAUCCGCCCUGGCCUACGACCAAACCACCUUAAACCUCCUUAGUUUCUUCAAAGACUUGGGUGGCAAUGUCGGCGUCCUCUCGGGCCUCAUCAACGAGAUCACUCCCCCGUGGGUGGUCCUCGCCAUGGGUUCCGUCCUCAACUUCUUUGGCUACUUCAUGAUAUGGCUGGCGGUGACAAAAAAAAUACCCAAGCCGCACGUGUGGCACAUGUGCCUCUACAUCUGCAUAGGCUCGAAUUCUCAGUCCUUCGCCAACACCGGUUCCCUUGUGACUUGCGUGAAGAACUUCCCAGAAAGCCGUGGGGUUGUGCUGGGCAUCCUCAAAGGCUACGUUGGUCUCAGUGGAGCCAUCAUUACACAACUCUACUUUGCUUUUUACUACGACGAUUCAAGGUCCUUGAUUUUGCUCAUAGGGUGGCUCCCAGCUGCUAUUUCCUUCCUUUUCCUUCGAACCAUUCGCUACAUGAAACCCGUUCGACAGCCCAAUGAGCUAAGUGUUUUCUACAAGUUUUUGUAUAUCUCACUUGGCCUUGCUGGGUUUCUUUUGGUCAUGAUCAUAGUUCAGAAGCAAGUGCAUUUCUCACAAAGUGAGUAUGGUGUCAGUGCUGGGGUUGUGCUCUUCUUACUAUUUCUUCCUCUUGCUGUUGUGUUUGUUGAACAAUAUAAGAUCAGAGAGAGUCAAAAGCUAGCAUUCAUUGACCCCUCCCCGGUCAAGAUAGUAGCUGAAGGAGAGUCUGCAAAUGGUAAUACCUCUAACACGCCAAUUUCAACAGAGAUUGAAGAAACUAGAUGGUGGCAAAAAGUGUUAAGUCCACCGCCUCGAGGUGAGGACUAUACUAUACUUCAAGCCCUAUUCAGCUUAGAUAUGAUACUGCUAUUCUUCGCUGGCACAUGUGGUGUUGGGGGAACUUUAACCGCAAUUGAUAACCUUGGUCAGAUUGGUACAUCGCUAGGGUACCCCAAGGCUAGCAUAAGCACGUUUGUGUCGUUAGUGAGCAUUUGGAAUUAUCUGGGACGGGUUUUUUCUGGGUUUGUUUCUGAACACUUUCUACAAAAGUACAAGUUCCCUCGACCACUGAUGCUCACGCUAACCCUCCUCUUAUCCUGUGCCGGUCACCUUCUGAUAGCCUUCGAUGUGCCCAACGGACUCUACGUGGCAUCGGUGAUCAUAGGGUUCUGCUUCGGCGCGCAAUGGCCCUUGGUGUUCGCCAUAAUCUCGGAGCUGUUCGGGCUCAAGUACUAUUCAACGUUGUACAACUUUGGAGGUGCAGCGAGCCCGAUUGGGCUUUAUGUGCUUAACGUGAGGGUAACUGGGCACUUGUAUGACAAAGAAGCUCUGAAGCAAUUGGCAGUGGCGGGGAUACCAAGAAAUGAUGCCAAAGAAUUGACUUGUAUUGGGUCCAGUUGUUUUAAGUUGUCCUUCAUUAUUAUCACUGCAGCAACCUUUUUUGGGGCCUUAAUUUCACUGAUUUUGGUGGCUAGGACAAUUAAGUUUUACAAAGGGGAUAUAUACAAGAGGUACCGGGAGCAAGCCGAGGAAGCCACCACUGCUGCCACUGAGAUGGCGGUGGUCCAAAACCGCGGCCAGAAAUUAGAACAAGAAGCUAACAAAGUUAUUGGCACGUAAUUGGUGUAGGGUAAGGCUCGAAUUAGAUAGUGAUCAAUUUCCCCAGCCACUACGACAUCGAUUGCUGGAAACCAAAUAAAAGUUAGUCAAUUUUAUUUUUUGUGGUUGAUGAUGAUGUAUAUGCAAAAACAAAAUAGAAAAUAUAUGUAGUUGGGACCACUGUUUUAUUUUCCCUUCACAUCUUUUACUAUAACUUCGGGGAAUUGAAAUUAAUAAUAGAUACUAGUAAACAAUGUUGGAUGUGUAUGAAUAAAUACGUACAGCUAGCACUUUCUUCAA